This is a messenger RNA of Symbiodinium sp. CCMP2456, 4005 nucleotides long. NCBI's taxonomy places the organism in Eukaryota, Dinophyceae, Suessiales, Symbiodiniaceae. The record is from the annotation of a GenBank genome assembly.
AUGCCUCUGCUGGCUGCUUUGGUCUUCGCCGGCUCGAUUUUUGGAUGCCGAAGUGCAAACUCUUGCUGGUCUGACGCCUUCAGUUUUGCCCGGUGUUGCCUGGUGGAUAAUGCAGAGUGCUGGGGUGGAACAUUCACCUACGAACGAUGCUGCUUGCAAGAGUCCUUGAUGUCAGAGGCAGAUGCUCGCGAAAUCCAAAAGCUUACCGACAGUACGCUGGAUUGUGGCUGCGCAGUGCCCGACUUGGGGCCACCAGCCUUUCAGGGUGGAUCAUUCACAUGGUGCAAGUAUCGUCAAGCAGUAAUGUUGAAUCAGGACCUGCGCCCAUUUUAUAUGCCCUUUCUGGAGAUCUCUGUGGCCACGCUGAGUGUUUGCCCGCUUGGGGCUCUGUCCAUGAUGCUCCUCGAUGCAUCGUUGAAGAUGACAAACUCGCAGGUGCCCCCGGACUUGAAGAAACUGCCGAGCUUCUUGAGGGCACAGGAGAUGAUGCAUCUGCUGCUGCAGUCGGAUUCCGUGUCCCUCAUCGGCAUGGCGACGUCCGGAUGGAUGAUCUUCAACCAGAUGAGUAACCUCCGUGCAGCCGUGCAGAGACGUUUGGGUGGUACAUGGGGCGAUGUUGCCCCAUGCCUGCAGCUGCCGGAAGCUGGGACCCAUGCAGCCAGGAUUUACCAGCUCGUCACUGAUGCUGUGAACUUCAUGCCUAUAGGUAUAACCAGCCUCCUUCAGACCUUGCUGGAUGCAAGUGCAUCAACCGUAACUUGCAGUCUGGCACGUGCUGGCCUGCUGUUGAUCGUAGCGCAGUCCAUGCUGCAGCAGACAGUUCAGCCGGAAGAGGAGGCCAUCGCAAAAGUGCCAGGAGUGCCACCCGGGCCUGGCAUGGAAGCCAGGAGCCUGCUGCGAACAGGCGAGGCCAGCCUACGUCAAGGGCUGGACUCAGAAGCCAAAGCCUACCGACUUGGAGUGCUGGGUGUUUUGAUGGCGUCUCCGUGGCCAAUCACCGAAGUCUUGGAUCUUCUUAGCUAUCCUGGCCGGCUGGUGUUGCCGGUCGCCAAUGCAAUGCAGACUCUUCUGGAAUUGCGACAGGAGCAUCCAUUGCUGGAGCGAGCCCUGACCGCGGCAAGUGGCCACAGCGGGAGCAAUGCGGAGCCCAGGAGCUACAUUUUCCGCGUGAACCCAUACCGAGAAAUGGUCAGCGAUAUGGUGCGCUACACAAGGCUUCCAUUCUGUGGCUUGCGGCCAUUUAUGCGGAUGGUUGCAGACAUUGCGAAAGACGCGCUCCAAGCGGGCUGUGCGACAAACGCUGCAUAUUUGGGUGAUGCAGAGACCUGCAAGUUCACCUUCGUCGAAGGAGGCCCUCACCUGGGCGACUGCGCAUUGUGGGCAUCCGCAAGCCUCCGCCUGGCUGGGGUGCAGACACGGGCUCUUGCCUUCGAGCCAUUACCCGAUGCAGCCACCCUUUUUCAACAGAGUGUAGCCGAGAAUGGCCUAUCUGCAUCUGUGCAAGUGCGCAAUGCAGCACUUGGGCAGAUGACUGGCCAAACGGAGCUGAUCCAUUUCCGAGGUCACAACGGUCAGGCAACCGUGAAUGACUACGAUUUCCCAUCGCAAGACAGACGUGAGGUUGUGACAAUACCUGCCGUAGAGGUGGCUUUGGAUGAUGAAGUACCUGCGAACUGGCCGCAGAUUGAUGCUCUCAAGUUGAGCGUUAACGGCGCCGAACGAAACACACUUGCAGGUGCCAGAAAGCUGCUGUCGAAGAAACGGGUUUGCUCUGUCCUCAUGCAUGCGACGAAAUGCAAGCGGGGCAGACGUCCGCCUUCCGAAGAUCCUGCUCCGAAUUCAAGGGCUUCCAAGUUUGCCUAUGAUUUGAUGACGUUUCUGAGUGAAGGGAACAUGGAUGUUUACGAACACAAUGAUGCCACCUCUGGACAAGGACGCGGGCGAGUUCAACGAGUUCGUUCCGCGGACGAGAUGGAUUCAAUCUUCGACCAUCCUCAGCUUACGGAGCAGGCCGGACAGUGGCAGCGCUUGAAUUUACUUGCAGUUGCAAGCCAGUCCUUCACAGGUCAUGCAUCGAAGUGGCAUUUGCCGGGCAUGGGCAUGAUUGUGCAAGGCAAUGCGAAGUGCACAGCCGGUUAUCCAGAAGGUGAAGCGACGUUGUUAGAAAUAUGGAAACUCUUGGACAGAAGGCCUGCGCAAUGUGUGUCUUGCGAGACCGUUUGGACGGGGGAGCACUUCUCCGACUUCUCUGUGCUUGAGGAUGGACUCAAGAAGGUGGUGAGCGGGGAGAAGGAUUGCUGGAGGCUCCUGGCCGAUGCCGCUGCUGACAACCAGGGUUGUGCAGCUGCAAUGGCUUCGAUGCUCGGGAUGGCCAUCGGUGACGCUGUGGGAGCUCCGUUAGAGUUCCUGCCGGUGAACCAGCUUCUCCCUGACCACCUCGGAGGGUACUCGGACGCGCGGCGGCCAUGUGUUCUUCCACCGGGACUGAAGGAGUUCGGUGACAAGUUGCAGUAUCGGAAUCCGUACAACAAAUUCCAACUGCUGCCUGGUCAGUGGCGAUGUCCUCAGCCUGGUUCAACCUCCUACAGGACUCCUACACGCUUCCAUUCGUGGGAGACAAGGACGGAUGACACGAGUAUGGCUCUCUGCCUUGCCGAUUCUCUUUUGGUUUGUCAAGGCUACAACGGAUCUGACGUCCGAGCCCGAUGGCACAUGUGGUGGUUUCAGGGCUACUGCAAUUCCUUCCGUCAUGAUGGACAUCGUCGCUACCGCACGUCAGUCGGCCUUGGGGGCAACGUGGCGAAGUCUCUAGCAGAGGUCGAACGGGUGGCUGCUCGCGACGGUUUGCAUUCCGUGCCUCCGAUAUACGGAUCAGUCACCAAUGACGCAGGCAAUGGCUCCAUUAUGCGUCUGGCUCCGGUCCCAAUUGCUUAUCACUUGAAUCCUGUCGAGGCUAUGGAAAAGGCAAUCUUACAGAGCCGCGCAUCGCAUCCCAGUUGUGAUGCCGCUGCCUGUUGUGCCUUCAUGGCCUUCUUCAUUGCAAAGGCGAUUCGUCUGCACAGCCAGGGCCUGUCACCUGCGCCUCAAGACUUCAUUGCCACUGUCAUUCCCGAAUUCCUCGCAAGCGGAUUUCAGGACUUGGCUGCUUUUCGAAACAUGGCGGGUUGUGGAAGAUCCGACGGGGUGAGCCGAAUCCGCGCGGUGCUGACCUGCACACCACCGAGCCCCAAGGAAGCUAGCUGGGACUGGAAGUCGACAGAGCUCCAGAUUUGGGAGGCCAUGAAGGAGCGCUGGAAGGACAGAAGGUACAACGGGCACCCAAUCAUCGAUACCUACUGGGGUGCGUAUUGCAUGGACGGCCUUGCAAUGGCGUUGUGGGCGCUGUGGCACACCGACUGCUUCUCCAGCUGCAUUCUGCGAGUCGUGAAUCUGCUUGGGGACGCAGACACCACGGGUGCGGUUGCUGGGCAGAUGGCUGGAGCCUUGUAUGGAUGGCAAGCCGUUGCCGGCGAUGAAUGGGGGCGCUCCCGCCUUUUCGAAGUGCAGCGUUGGGAUCCAUAUGCAGAAAUUGGUGUUCGAGCUGCGCUCCUGUACCAUUUGUUUCCGGCCGGAAGAGAGGUCCAACUGUGCCAGCGCGAGGGGCAUGCGACCAUUCGUGUCUUCGAUCAUCCCAGCGAACACGCCCGAUCACUUGUUGGGGAGAUCAAGUCUGAGACACGUGUGCAGCAAAGAAGCUUAUUCGGGAAUUUCGCGAAGGUCAUGGGAAAGGAUCUCUACGAUCAGGAUAUCUGCGGUUGGGUUGGCAUCAAGAACGUGCAACCAGUUGAUGAGAAGUGGGACUUCAGCGAAGAAGGCUCCGACGACAAUGCCCCACCAGAUGAUGUAUAUGCUUCUGCAGCAAGGAGUGCCAUGCCUCAAAGCACAGGGCAAGACAGAGGAUCCGCCUCAAGACGGUCGUUGACAACGCCUCCGUCUCCGCUUGGAGCUCGUGGCUACCCUGCCUAG